CAUGGCUCCGCCGCCCGCCGGGGCGCCGCCGGCCCGGGCCGCCGCUGCCAGUGACGGGGAGCCCCGGAGGGGAAAUGCAUCCUGAAUGGGGCUGAGGCCCCCUGCUCGGGAAUAUGCAGCCUCGGCACCGCGGAGGCAGCACCAGGGCAGCGGCCGGCGUGCGGCGGGAUGGUGGCAACCUUCAAGAUCGCCGUGCUGGGAGCCCAGGGCGUGGGCAAGAGCGCCAUAGUCCGGCAGUUCCUGUACAACGAGUUCAGCGAGGUCUGCGUGCCCACCACGGCCCGCCGCGUCUACCUGCCCGCCGUGGUCAUGAACGGCCACGUCCACGACCUGCAGAUCAUGGACUUUCCCCCCAUCACCGCCUUCCCUGUCAACACCCUGCAGGAGUGGGCAGACGUGUGUUGCAGGGGGCUCCGGAGUGUCCAUGCCUACAUCCUGGUCUAUGACAUCUGUUGCUUUGACAGCUUCGAGUACAUCAAAACCAUCCGCCAGCAGAUCCUGGAAACAAGGGUCAUCGGCACCUCGGAGACACCCAUCAUCAUCGUGGGCAACAAGCGGGACCUGCAGCGCGGCCGGGUGAUCCCGCGCUGGAACGUCUCCAACCUGGUGAAGAAGACGUGGAAGUGCGGCUACAUCGAGUGCUCGGCCAAGUACAACUGGCACAUCCUGCUGCUCUUCAGCGAGCUCCUCAAGAGCGUGGGCUGCGCCCGCUGCAAGCACGUCCACACCACCAUCCGCUUCCAGGGCGCGCUGCGCAGGAACCGCUGCACCAUCAUGUGAGCCCCCCGGCCCGGGGUGCUGCUGGGGACCCCAAAGUGGGCAUGGUUCUGCUCCCCGGGAAGUAGGAGCUGCGUUGGAGGCACCUCGGGGGUUGCUGAGGUGACAUUUGGGGAUGGGGUACCUUGGGUGGAGCGGAGCAGGGGGUGGCCGGGCUGCCUUGGCUGAACCCUGAGCUCUCUGCAAGCUGCCAGCGCUUGAGGCCGAAGCCAUCCCGGGGGUUGUACACCCUCGGGGGGUGCCAGAUUUUGGCUGUCGGUUCAUCCUUGCCAGGUCCUGCCCUGGUGCUGCCUGCCUGCCUCGCCUGCUCCCGGGAGGGAAUUUUCCAGCACCUGCAUCCCGGUGCUCUGGGGGUGGUUCUGUCUCUGGAGCAUAGGGAAACAGGAGUUCUGCUUCUC
This is a messenger RNA of Lonchura striata (white-rumped munia), 1175 nucleotides long. RefSeq names its product RAS like family 10 member B (gene RASL10B). The record is from RefSeq and is a predicted model, not a curated record. Gene Ontology annotation, molecular function: GTPase activity; GTP binding. Lineage: Eukaryota; Metazoa; Chordata; Aves; Passeriformes; Estrildidae.